Messenger RNA from Diaporthe citri, 789 nucleotides. RefSeq lists its product as uncharacterized. Gene Ontology annotation, biological process: isoprenoid biosynthetic process. The coding region runs from base 1 to 789 and encodes 262 amino acids. The record is from RefSeq and is a predicted model, not a curated record. Lineage: Eukaryota; Fungi; Ascomycota; Sordariomycetes; Diaporthales; Diaporthaceae. Gene Ontology annotation, molecular function: prenyltransferase activity. The transcript has 2 exons.
AUGUUUGUUGAGCUCGGCGGGAGUUCGAUAGGCAUCGCGAACGCAGUCUCCGUGUUGGCCGACACGGAGGGGCUGGAUCUCAAAGAAGCCAAGGAGAAGGUCGCACAAUUGGGCCAGGAGCAUGAGAACGCCGUUUUGCGGCUAAAAGACGAGCGAUGGGAGAAGAUGGACCAUAAACUCCGUGUCUGUCUUGAUGGAAUCGUGGACAUGGUGGUGGGGAACUUGGUCUGGAGCGCCUCAUCCGACCACUAUUCGUCCCAUCGCAAAGAGAAAGAGCACAUGGAGCUCCCAGUACGUUCAAAAAAUUACGAGAGGAAAGAGUCCACCGUCCAGGUGUCUCUGGUGAGCCUGCCAACCCCUCCACACGACUCGGACCAUGAAGACGACUCGAGUGACUCCACAGGAUUGAUCGGAGAGCCAGUCGAGAGUUUGGAAGCUGGCAUGAAGAAGUUACUGGAACAGGACCAUUCCAUGUUGGGUGACGAACUCGUCUUGGCACCAAUCAAAUACCUGGAAUCCCUCCCCUCAAAGGGCUUCCGUGAAGCCAUUGUCGACGGCAUGGACGGCUGGCUCCACCUCCCGACCCGAUCCAUUUCCACCAUCAAAGACGUCGUCAAACACGUGCACAUGGCUUCGCUUUUGUGCGACGACUUGGAGGACUCGUCCCCCUUGCGAAGAGGGCAGCCUUCAGCGCACACCAUCUUUGGGGCACCACAGACCGUCAACUCUACCAGCUACCUCCGGACGCUGGCCCUGGACCGCCUGUCGGAAUUGCAAAAUCCCCAUUGA